Scomber japonicus (chub mackerel) is the source of this 3879-nucleotide messenger RNA. RefSeq names its product tau tubulin kinase 2b (gene ttbk2b). NCBI's taxonomy places the organism in Eukaryota, Metazoa, Chordata, Actinopteri, Scombriformes, Scombridae. The record is from RefSeq and is a predicted model, not a curated record. Gene Ontology annotation, cellular component: nucleus; ciliary transition zone; cytoplasm. The coding region runs from base 214 to 3093 and encodes 959 amino acids. The transcript is spliced from 15 exons. Gene Ontology annotation, biological process: signal transduction; cilium assembly; peptidyl-serine phosphorylation. Gene Ontology annotation, molecular function: protein serine/threonine kinase activity; ATP binding.
AGCUCCCAUCAGCUAUGGUCCAUCACCAGCAGCUCAUUUCUGAAAUAAACACCCGCCAGGAAUGACCUGGCUAGCUGAGAGCAGACUGGGAGCAUGGAGGCUGUUCGGGUUUACACACACUAACCGGGACCGCAGUGGUGCAGCGGAGCGCGGUAAGAGUGAGGGGCUUGCGUCACUGAUGCCAGGUGCAGGCUGUAGCUGAGAGCACUCAGGAUGAGUGGAGCUGGAGACCACACAGACAUCCUGUCAGUGGCAGAUGUGGUCAGAGACAGAUGGAAAGUGGCAAGGAAGAUAGGUGGUGGUGGGUUUGGGGAGAUCUACGAGGUUUUGGAUCAGUUGAGCCAGGCCACCGUCGCCUUGAAGGUGGAGUCUGCUCAGCAACCCAAACAGGUGCUGAAGAUGGAGGUAGCUGUCCUGAAGAAGCUGCAGGGCAAAGACCAUGUGUGUCGCUUUGUGGGCUGCGGCAGAAACGAUCGCUUCAACUACGUGGUGAUGGAACUCCAGGGGAGGAAUCUGGCAGAUUUGCGCAGAACCAUGACCCGCGGAACCUUUUCUGUCUCCACAACUUUAAGACUUGGCAAGCAGAUUUUAGAGUCCAUUGAAAGCAUCCAUUCUGUGGGCUUCCUCCACCGUGACAUUAAACCGUCUAACUUUGCAAUGGGAAGACUAGCCAGUACCUGCAGAUGCUGCUAUAUGCUUGACUUCGGUUUAGCCCGUCAGUUUACUAACUCCAGCCAGGAAGUCCGUCCACCUCGUCCUGUGGCUGGCUUUAGAGGAACUGUGCGAUAUGCGUCAAUCAAUGCUCAUAAAAAUAAGGAAAUGGGUCGUCAUGAUGACCUGUGGUCCCUCUUCUACAUGCUGGUUGAAUUCAUGGUUGGUCAACUUCCCUGGAGGAAAAUCAAAGAUAAGGAACAAGUAGGAAACCUAAAAGAGACAUACGACCACCGACUCAUGCUUAAGCACCUUCCCUCUGAGUUUAGCAUUUUCCUGGAUCACGUUUUGACUUUGGACUACUUCACUAAGCCUGACUAUCAGCUCCUGAUGUCAGUGUUUGAGAAUGCCAUGAAAAGCCACAAUGUGCUGGAGAAUGACCCUUACGACUGGGAGAAGUGUGAUUCGGAGGAUAUGCUGACCAUCACUGCCGCAGCAACCACCGCUCAGCAGCUCACUCGUCUCACACCAGCAUAUUUGGGCAUGGCCAAUGCUUCAGUGCUGCCAUGCGAGCUGCAGAGGGAGAACACUGAGGAUGUCCUGCAAGGGGAGCGCCUCAGUGAUGCUGACAACUGCCCCCCGAUCCCUACGCCGACCACGCCCGGCGCAGAUGUAUGGGAAGAGAUGGACCGUAACUGCAACCAUAAACAUGCCCAGCCGAUGAUCAGGAAGGUGGUGAGCGAGGAUGAGCACAGUCAGAACCAGGGGAACCAGAGUCCCAACACUGGCUCCAUACAGAGCUCUCCCAGACGGGUGCGAUCAGAGACCAUGUUCUUGGAACGGGCUGCACCGCUUCUCCGGAGGAUAAGACACAGUCAAAGCUUGGCAUUUGAAAAGAGACUCGCACCUGAACCCAAGCCCACCAUCGAACGCUUCCUCGAGGCCUACCUGGGCAAACAGCGUCCUCUCCUCUCUCAGGUCGGGGAGAAAUCCAUUCCUGAGAGGGGACACGGGCAGCAGACGCCCCCCUGCAAUGAGGAGUACUCUGGCACGGCGACUCCUGACCCAGAGGAAGGCGCAGCAAGCAGCGGUUUUGUUGCUGUGAAUCUCAGUCCCGUACCGCAGGAGGGAGACUCUCAGGAGUGGGUGAUGCUGGAGCUGGAGCAAGGCAGUGGUUCUGGAGCCACAAAGCCUCUGGCAGAAGCCCUUCACGAGGACAAGCCGGGGUCCCACACACCUGCUGAGACCGAGAACUCUUCUGAGCCACAGGAUGGCCAGUCUCCGGCAGCGCCGAGCAGCCCUGUCCUGUCUCAGAUGAGCAUGCCCGGCACAUGGUUGCUGGGCCACAGGAGGCUGCCAGGAAUGCUGGGACAAAUGCCCUCAGUCAUGAUGGGAAGAUCCCAGAUGGACCAGUCUUCCAGCUGUGCGCCACAGUCUCCUGUACAGGAGAAGAGUGCUGCAAUACCACUAGAGGCCCCAUCUGAUAAAUCUGAUGAACCUCCUGGGGAACUCUCAAAGUAUGGAGGGAAGUUGGAGUUAGCUCCAGUGCCAAGCCCAGCCAAGGGCCUCACUUCUCAUCUGACCAACGACAGAGACCCAGAGAGUGAUUCUGGUCUGCCUGAUCGUUCCUCAGAGCCGAACCAGCAGCCCCAAGCUGACACAGCCGGAGGCGCCAUGGAGAGCACCGUCACCGUCUCGUCCUCUCCGCCCCCAGCUCUGCUCAGGCGAAGAGACUCUCCCUCGUCCCCAAGAUUGAGCCGAAUCCCUGUAAGAGAACCCGGCGCUCCGCUGGACUCUCCAAGCAGGGACAUAGCCAUGGAGAGGCGUCAUCGCUGGAGCAGCCCGGUCCCUGGCUCCCCCACCCACUCCCCGUCCCCGUCGCUGUCCUGUGACAACCUGCCUUGCGCUUUGCCGAGAGACAGACUCUCCUCGGAGCGAGAAGACCUUCUUUCUCUGUCCUCCUCAUCAGGUAGCAAAAGUAAGAUCCCGCGACCUGUCAGCGCCACCUUUAUACCCGAGCAACUGACCAGCAGGUUUCUGCCUCGACCACCUCCGGGGAAACCACCCAUCCGCCCAUGUGUGGACAACAGACGGCGGCGGCUAAGAGUACGUGCCAGCAGCACUAGUGACGCAGACUUCCUGGCCAGUCUGACCCAGCUGAUGCAGGACCGCAGCGGGAUGCUCUUCAGCCCUCCUCCUCGUCCUCGCAGCACCUCCUCCUCCCUGCAGCGCUCGCUGAGCUCAUCCCCCUCCCGCCAGGAGCUCCGCGAGGCCGUGGCGCUCCCGGGACGCAGCCGCUCUCCAUCCAGCUUCUCCGGGUCCCCUCCUCCUCGGCACGCUCACUCACAAGACAGAUCCGCCACGCAGGGUCAGUGGGGCCACGGCUCCAGGGGAAGGGGCCUGAUCCACGAGGGGAAAGGUGCAGGCAAAGUGGGACGAUGACUGUAUUUGACACAAGUGACUGAUCCGGGCGGUGCAACUGUAGCGAGAGGCUGUCUCACAUCCAGUCCCUGAUAGCAUGUGUAAAUACGGUAUUUACUCAAGGGAAUGUACUGUAUGUAAUGUAAAAUGUAUGAUAAAUUGUAUUUAUUUAUUUAUUCAUUUGUUGGAUGUGUAUCUCAAAAUACUUGACAAUGUGGCUUGAUGCCUGCAGUUGAAACUAAAAGGUUGGGGAAACCUUGAGAUUGCCAACUCUUACCUCGCAUUUCUCUCCUCUCUUAACACUCCAUGUAGGCCUAAUAUGAGACCAAAAAGACAGUGUUUAAUACUUGAGGGAUGUAAAAAAUAUGAUGCUAACUGUAGAUAUGUACCAUUAGGAAAAUGGUAUACACUAAUAGAAACCAUGUACUCGCUUUAAGAACACUUAAUAGUAAAUAACACUUCAAGCAGUAUACCAACAUCAGCAUUCAUGAACAAACCAGGGCAUGCAGUCCCAUGUUGACCUCAUUUCUGUCAAACUGCUAGAUGAAUUAUAGUAUGUAUCAAUGACUUGCUCAUUUUGGCAUAUCACAGUGUAGUAGUGUGCGUUUUCUUUGCUAGAAAAUACUUGUCAUGCAAAAGGAAUCCGCGUAUUAGAAUGUACAUGUAAGUGCACUCAUACUUAAGUAUUGUACAAGUGCAUGAGUAUCAUUGCAAUUAUUAUUUUUUUUAUUCAUUUGUACAAUCAGCUAAAACAUCUGUAUUUUUAUUGAACUGCUUCUGAUCCAAAUACAUCAUUAUGUAGACCAG